This is a messenger RNA of Macrosiphum euphorbiae (potato aphid), 435 nucleotides long. Lineage: Eukaryota; Metazoa; Arthropoda; Insecta; Hemiptera; Aphididae. The record is from the annotation of a GenBank genome assembly.
AUGAAGAAAAUACUUGAAGACGUGAGAAACGACUUGAGAAACGUUACAAAAAGAAUUGACAAUUAUGACCGAAAUCUAAAUAAUUACAACGUCACCACGCAUGACGUUAGUGCGAUGGCUGCUAUAAAAAUCGGCUAUGAUUUUAUAUAUAGCACUUUAGAAAAAAUAUUUGAUAAAGGAGCUGCACCGUCUAAAUCAAUACACCAAAAUGGAUCUCAAAAUCGCCAAACAAUAUACGACAUUAAUGGAACUCAAAACACUUACAAUUACAACAUAAAAUUCGUCAAUGGUAAUAAUGCCAUUCAGACGAAAAGCAAGCUUCGGCGUUUGAUUGAAAACAGCACUCACGUCACGUGGCAACGGUUUGUUAACGAUUCGUCGCCACUACCUGCCAGCGAGCCAAGCAAUACACCGGUUUCGCAGGAAGAACCCUAA